This is a messenger RNA of Leptomonas pyrrhocoris, 886 nucleotides long. Its product is annotated as putative Nucleoside transporter 1. Gene Ontology annotation, molecular function: nucleoside transmembrane transporter activity. The transcript has a single exon. The record is from RefSeq and is a predicted model, not a curated record. Gene Ontology annotation, biological process: nucleoside transmembrane transport. The coding region runs from base 227 to 886 and encodes 219 amino acids. Lineage: Eukaryota; Euglenozoa; Kinetoplastea; Trypanosomatida; Trypanosomatidae. Gene Ontology annotation, cellular component: plasma membrane.
AGGGUUACAACGAACGUACUGCAUCGCUGAAUCACCCUCGCGCGCUGGAGCCUCACAUUCUCUUUUCUUCUUAGUGCGCGCAGACGCCUUUCUCUGUCCCUCUCGCCGUUCUCCACCCAGUCCCUCGCUCACCAAGUCAAUAGAACUCUACCAGCCUUUUAUUAAUAUUACUAUUCUCUUUCCCGAUCGUGUUCCUUCCGGGGGAAAGUCAAGCACCGCUUUCUUUAUGCGAAGCACGUCUGAGAAAGUGGCUACGGAGGCGCAGGCAGCGGCGCCGCCGCCGCGCCAGUGGCACCGGCUGAGCGCCGCUGAAUUCUACGUCUACGUGGUGGCCUUCCUGUGCGGCGUCUCCAUGAUGAUGCCAGUGAACGCUGUCUUCUCCGCACCGUCGUACAUCACAACCUACUACCUCUACGCAACGCACAAUCCGGAUUUUGUGCCGUCCAUGACAAACUUCUGGUCUAAUGUGAUGACCUAUUAUAACCUGAUCGGCCUGGUCACGUGCUUGGUGAUGGAGCCGCUGACGCUGCUGAAGGGCUUCCGCCGUAUCCCGAUGCUGGUGCGUCUGCUUGGCGGCUUAUGCAUUCUUAUUCUCGAGAUUAUCGUGCUGAUGGCGGUUCCGGCUCGCGGCACGAACGAAGGCGGUGCGGUGGCUGCGAUCUGCAUGGCCGGUUUCAUUGGCGGCUUCGGCAAGAGUAUCUUCGAGUCCACGGUCUACGGCAUGUUCAGCGCCUUCCCUCCCACCUUCAUGGCGCUGUCGUGCCGGAGCUCACCGGCGAGGCUGCCCGCGUCCACCUUGCUCUUGACACCACCCAGGUCACCAAAGUGCAGACGAGCAAAGCUGUUGAAGCGGAGCAUGACGAGGGCCACAAAGGUCGUCGCCUGA